AAUGAUGCAAAGAUUUCCGACGCAGGCGACCGUGGAGAAUCCACGUUAUGGACAGCUAAUCAUAGGACCUCCUGGUUCUGGGAAAACCACCUAUUGCGGUGAGGCCCUUAAGUUCUAUCGCGAACUGGGCCGUCAGGUGGGCGUUGUGAAUCUGGAUCCAGCCAACGAAAACAUGUCCUACGAACCGGUGCUAAGUGUGAUGGAGCUAAUCACUGUGGAGGAUUGCAUGGAGCACCUGAAGCUGGGACCAAACGGAGCUCUAAUGCACUGCGCUGAGUAUCUGGCCGACCAUUUGGAGGAUUGGCUGUUGCCGGCACUGCGCAAACUAAGCGCCACUUACAACUACUUCCUGUUCGACUGUCCCGGCCAAGUUGAGCUAUAUACCCAUCACAACGCUAUGGCCCGGAUUUUCGAGCGUUUGGAGCGUGAAAGAUAUAGCCUGGUCACCGUUAACCUUAUAGAUUCCCAUUACUGCUCGGAGCCUGCCAAAUUCAUUGCCACUUUGCUGAUGGCAUUGAACACCAUGUUGCGGAUGAGUCUACCCCACGUUAAUGUGCUUUCCAAGGCCGAUCUGCUAAAGAAGCACGAGACCAAGUUACACUUUAACGUGGACUAUUAUACGGACGUCCUGGACCUCAAGUAUCUGCUGGACAAACUGGACGAUGAUCCCGCCAUGCGCAAGUAUCGAAAACUGAAUGCAGCCAUCUGCUCCAUGGUGGAGGACUACGCUCUCGUUUCGUUCCAACUGCUGGACGUCUUCAGCACGGACAGCAUGCUCCGCUUGCGCAAUCACAUCGACAAGGCUAAUGGAUACGUCUACAAGGCAGGUGAGGAGCAGACGGUCAACUCACUACUAGCCUGCGCCGUGGGUGCAGAAACUGAGGCCGCUCGCAUGGAGCAUGAUGUCCAACCCUAUAUGGAAUAAAAGAACUGAAACUAAUCGAAAAUAGCCUGUGAUAUUGUGCAUUGUAUUUCGAAAAUAAGUUAUACAAGUCGAGAGUGAGGGAUUAAGGUACGGAAUGAAAAGCAGUGAUUUUUUGGAUUUAUUAAAAUAUUAUCUCGGCUUGAACUCUUAAACUUUUUUAGUUGUUUUUCUAACCACAUAUUUUUAAGAGGAAAUAAACCUUUAAAGUUGUUUAAAUACAUUGCAAUAAGAAUGGUUGAUAAUCACUUGAGGAUCACCUAAUCGGAAAACACCAAGAGAACUCUACAUUUGAACUUGGAAAAUCCAGACCACCACUAGAUGUCGCUGCAAACGUUAAAACGUAUGAUGUAUGUAAAAUUUUACAGAUGUACAGAAUUGUACGGGUUUGAAUUCAGAAUUAUUAAAUU
This is a messenger RNA of Drosophila melanogaster (fruit fly), 1332 nucleotides long. RefSeq lists its product as uncharacterized. The transcript has a single exon. Lineage: Eukaryota; Metazoa; Arthropoda; Insecta; Diptera; Drosophilidae. Gene Ontology annotation, cellular component: cytoplasm. Gene Ontology annotation, molecular function: GTP binding; GTPase activity. Bases 2 to 925 code for a protein of 307 amino acids. The record is from RefSeq and is marked reviewed.